Messenger RNA from Labeo rohita (rohu), 849 nucleotides. RefSeq lists its product as uncharacterized. NCBI's taxonomy places the organism in Eukaryota, Metazoa, Chordata, Actinopteri, Cypriniformes, Cyprinidae. The transcript has 6 exons. The record is from RefSeq and is a predicted model, not a curated record. The coding region runs from base 1 to 849 and encodes 282 amino acids.
AUGGCAAAUGGACAAGAAGAGAACGCAGCACUGUGGGGCAAAACUAGUCAGUCAUCAAUUUACUUAGACUCUAUACCUGAAUUGGCUCUUGAUGGAUUGUUAAACUCCUGGACCCACACUAACUCUGAGACCGACCCGUGGUGGAGAGUGGAUCUGCUGAAGGUUUACAGAGUGAACAGAGUCACCAUCACUAACAGACCGACUAAUGGCUUGAGGAUUAACAGGGCGGUGAUUCGUAUCGGGAACUUCCUUGACAUUUACAACAACACUGUAUGUGCUACAAUUUCUACUCUUGCGGACGGUGCUACAGACACUUUCUCAUGCGGUGGGAUGAAGGGACGUUAUAUGAUUGUUCAUAUUCCUGGAGAUCAGAAGAUUCUUAGUCUUACUGAAGUUGGAGUCUACGGGUAUUUGGCAGGAAAUGUGGCAGUGGAUGGAGCCGCUACACAGUCAUCAACAUUUAUGAGCUGGUUUGCUGAAAAGGCCAUUGAUAGUAAUCGAGGUCUCCAGCAGUAUCCGUUAUGCUCAUCAACCCUUAAUGAGACUAACCCGUGGUGGAGGCUGGAUCUGCGUGAUGUGUACAAAAUUAGUAAAGUGGUCGUCACUAACAGAAACGACUGCUGUGCAGAACAAAUAAACGGAGCGGAGAUUCACAUCGGAAACUCUUUGGAGAACAACGGCAGUGACAAUCCCAUAUGUGCUGUUAUUCCUGCUAUUCCAGCAGGUGAGUCCUACAACUACUCAUGCGGUGGGAUGGAGGGACGUUAUGUGAAUCUGAUCAUUCCUGGAGACAUGAAGAUACUCACUCUGUGUGAGGUGGAGGUUUAUGGACAAGGUGUCCAGUUUUAA